UGUGGUAAGUGCGUCUUCUGAGACUGAAAGUACAACAUCAUGGCGGAGCUAAAGAGAUAUGGGUGUGACUGGGCUCUAGAGCCAUUCCCAGAUAGAUGGAGAAAGAGUCAGCUGCAGAUAUUUUAUCCCAUUUUUUGGAUCGCGCUCCUCUUCCUACUCAUGGGACUAGGAGCCUCUGGAAAGGAAACAUCCCCUAGAGUGCUGUCAGGAAUCCUAGGUGGUUCUGUGACUUUCCUGCUAAACAGCUCAGGGGAUGAAGAUAUUGAGCAUGUUGCGUGGAGCUUUCCCCCAAAGAGUCUUGCUUUAGCACUCUCCAAAGGCGAUAUAUUAAUUCUGGACAAAGAAUACAAUGGCCGACUCAAGAUCAGCAACGGCAGCUACUCCUUGUGCAUGACCAACUUAAAAAAGGAAGAUUCGGGAUCCUACCAUGCUCUGAUAAGCAAGAAGAAUUCUGUCGUCAGCACAGUGGAAAAUUUCAUACUGCACAUCUAUGAGCAGCUAAAGGAGCCUCUGGUGUCCGUGAAAUCUGUCACCUCAUCUGAGAAUGACUCCUGCAUCGUCACCCUGAUAUGCAUGGUGAAUGGGACAGAGGACGAUGUCCACUACAGCUGGGCCCAAAUGGACACCCAUUCUAAUGAAUCCCAUGGCAGCCACAUCCUCACCGUUUCCCUGAGUGCCUGUGACCCGGACCUACCAUAUACCUGCACAGCCCGGAAUCCAGUCAGCCAGAGCAGCUCCCAACCUGUCCGUGUCUGGCCGUUCUGUACAGGAGCCUUCAGAAGGAAGACAGUCGGGGAGACCGUAGUAGGGAUCCUAGGAGAGCCAGUGACGCUCUCCUUGGCAUCUCUGGCCAGUCAAGACACCAGGAAUGUUGUCUGGCUGUCUAACACAUUGAUUAUCAGCAAAGAAUGGAAAGGAGCAGCAACAGCCGAUCCUCGCCAGACACUCAAAGAUCCUGAAGAAAAAAGAGUGAGGAUCUCUGAGGAGGACUACUCCCUGAAGAUCAGCCAGCUGAAGAUGGAGGAUGCUGGCCCCUACCAUGCCUAUGUGUGCUCAAAGGCCUCCAGAAACCCUAGUGUGAAGCACUUCACCCUGCUCAUCUACAAGAGACUGAAGGAGCCCAGUGUCACCCAGAGUCCUGUGCAUAUGAAGAAUGACAUCUGCAGUGUCACCUUGACCUGCUCCGUGGAAGAUGGUGGAAACAACGUGACCUACACAUGGAUGUCCCUGCAAAAGAAAGUGGAUAUGUCCCAAAGGAACUCACACCUCAGCAUCUUCUGGAAAAGUGGUGAACGUCUGCCGGACUUUACAUGCACAGCCCAUAACCCUGUCAGCAACAGCUCCAGCCAAUUUUCUUCUGGGACCAUCUGUUCAGGUCCUAAGGGACACAUGAAGCUUUGGAUCCUGCGCCUCCUGGGUAUCAGUCUUUUGCUCUUGGGGAUGCUCGGCGGUUGCUAUAUUUUGAAGCAAAAGAAACAGUGUAAGUGUUCUAGAAUAACUUUACCCACCCUGAGGAGCCUUUGUGUUUGCAAACUAUGAAGGCUUCUAAAUCCUCCCAUAAGCCC
Molecule: messenger RNA, 1565 nt
Organism: Acomys russatus (golden spiny mouse)
Lineage: Eukaryota; Metazoa; Chordata; Mammalia; Rodentia; Muridae
Product: T-lymphocyte surface antigen Ly-9-like
Exons: 6
Coding region: 40-1539 (499 amino acids)
Biological process (GO): T cell activation
Cellular component (GO): external side of plasma membrane
Source: RefSeq, a predicted model, not a curated record